CACUCCUGCCUGGCUUGCUCGAUUAAUCGGUGAGAGACUAGUCUGGACUUGUUGCUGUUGACUCCCGUUCCGCGGCUGCUUUUGAACGCGGAUAAUUGAAGAAAACAAGGGGAACUAUUAUUUCUGCUAAGGGGAGAUAAACACCGAACUCCGGACUGAGGAUGUCUACCGCUUUGGAGAGCUACAUCAACCGCACCGUGGCCAUCGUCACGUCAGACGGCAGGAUGAUUGUGGGCACCCUGAAGGGCUUCGAUCAGACCAUCAACCUGAUCCUGGACGAGAGUCACGAGCGAGUGUUUAGCUCCACUCAGGGGGUGGAGCAGGUGGUGCUGGGACUCUACAUCGUCAGAGGAGACAACGUUGCUGUAAUCGGAGAGAUCGAUGAGGAGACAGACUCCACGCUGGAUUUGGGAAACAUCAGAGCCGAGCCACUCAACUCUGUAGUCCACUGACCUUUUGGCCACCCCUCUGCAGUGAUCGCCGUUGUUAUGGCAACUAACGCCUGCUGGACUCAUUUGUGUUCGUUAGCUCGAUUUAUAUGUGAUCAGUGGGAAGGAGGACUGGCCUGUCUUCCUCUGAUGUUCUCUAUUUGUGGGAUUUUUUUUAUAAAUAAAGAAAAUUUGUUGGUAGAUGUUGGAUUUUCUUAUUUUAAUAAACUUUAAUUUCUUGUUGUCUUUUUAUUGUA
Girardinichthys multiradiatus is the source of this 685-nucleotide messenger RNA. RefSeq names its product LSM8 homolog, U6 small nuclear RNA associated (gene lsm8). The record is from RefSeq and is a predicted model, not a curated record. Gene Ontology annotation, molecular function: RNA binding. The transcript has 4 exons. Gene Ontology annotation, biological process: mRNA splicing, via spliceosome. Bases 162 to 452 code for a protein of 96 amino acids. Lineage: Eukaryota; Metazoa; Chordata; Actinopteri; Cyprinodontiformes; Goodeidae. Gene Ontology annotation, cellular component: U4/U6 x U5 tri-snRNP complex; U6 snRNP; precatalytic spliceosome.